Molecule: messenger RNA, 3375 nt
Organism: Solanum stenotomum
Lineage: Eukaryota; Viridiplantae; Streptophyta; Magnoliopsida; Solanales; Solanaceae
Exons: 7
Coding region: 1-3375 (1124 amino acids)
Source: RefSeq, a predicted model, not a curated record
AUGGUCAGAACUAGAGCAACAUGUGUGACAACACCAACACCGGCAAGACAGGGUACGCCUGAGCCAACCGUUGAGGCUGCAGCUCGAAGAGGAGCAGUGGCAAGAGACCGUGGUAGAGGUCGCGGGAGAAGGCCCAUUAGAGGCAGAGGACAAACAACUGGUCCAGCUAGGGAUAGAGUAGUGACUCAUCCACCGACUGACGAGGUAGUGAGAGAGAGUGAUGAAGGGGAAGAUGAGCAGAUUAAAGAGAAGGAAGUACCACCCCUGCCUACUCCAGAGAUGAUUAAUCAGGUUCUCACUUAUCUUAGCGGGUUAUCUGAUCAGGGGCAGGCACCCCCAAUAUUUUCUUCACUAGCACCUCAAGUUCAGGGAGUACAACAUGCAGCCGAUGUGGCUCCUCGCAUGGAUGCGUCGUUGGAAACAGGCACGUUUCCCCGAUUGACUACAGGGCCUAUAAUGACUAGUGACCAGCAUGAUCUCUUUAUUAAGUUCUUGAAGCUAAAACCUCCAGUUUCCAAGGGUGCUAAAUCUGAAGAUGCUUAUGAUUUCUUGGUGGAUUGUCAUGAGUUGUUACAUAAGAUGGACAUAGUGGAGCGAUUCGGUGUUGAGUUUGUGACCUACCAGUUUCAAGGGGAUGCCAAAAUGUGGUGGUGGUCUCAUGUGGAGUGUCGACCAGCAAAGGCACCACCUAUGACUUGGACAACAUUUUCUAGCUUAUUUUUGGAGAAGUACAUACCCCGGACUUUGAGGGACAGAAGGAGAGAUGAGUUCCUGAACAUAGAGCAAGGAAGGAUGUCUGUUGCAGCUUAUGAGGCUAAAUUUCAUGCGUUAUCUAGGUAUGCCACUCAACUUUGCUUCAGUCCGCAAGAGCGGAUUCGCCGCUUUGUAAAGGGAUUGAGGUCAGAUUUGAAGAUCCCAGCUUUACAGGUAGCUGCUUCUGCAGAAUCUUUUCAGGAAGUGAUUGAUUUUGUGAUAGAGGUAGAACGGGUGAAGCCGGAUGACUUCACCAAGGUGUCAACAGUUAAAAAGUUUCAUAAGGGAGGUGAGUUUAGAGGUUCGUACUCCAGAGGGCAGAGUUCAGAGGGCUAUCCACCCCGUCCUAUUCAGUCUUCAUUGCAGGCUUCAGUUGAGGGUCCGUUACGGACCAGUCAACCUUUUUCUGAGUUUGGGGGUUACCUCCAGUCUUCUUCGUCUUCACAGAGACCUACACUCGACUUUAGGACUUGUUAUGGAUGUGGAGAGGCUGAACAUAUCAAGAAAUAUUGUUCAAAGCAGAGUCAGGCUCGGGACGAUCAGAGUUACAGAUCCCCAGCAGUUAGAGGUAGAGGUGGUGAUGGUAGAAGCGGUCAUUCUGGAGAACGUGGUGGCCAAGGUAAUGGUGGUCACCAGUUCAACCGGGGUGGCGGGCAGGUUGGAACUACUGGAGCACAGCCCGACAGAGGCAAUGGACAGACAGGUGAUAGGGCCUAUUGUUAUGCUUUCCCCGGAAGGUCAGAGGCAGAGACAUCUGAUGCUGUUAUCACAAGUACUCUUCUGGUCUGUGAUCGCAUGGCUUCUAUAUUGUUUAAUCCUGGAUCCACAUUUUCUUAUGUAUCUUCCUCGUUCGCUACUGGUCUUGAUUUGCAUUGUGAUUUGCUUGACAUGCCUAUUCGUGUCUCUACUCUUGUUGGUGAGUUUGUGAUAGUGCAAAAGGUGUAUAGGUCUUGCCUUGUGACUUUUGUGGGGGGCGAGACUUAUGUAGAUCUGAUUAUUCUAGAGAUGGUUGAUUUUGAUAUUGUGACCUUGGCCAAGCCUGGGAUAGAUCCACUAGUGUGGGAGGGUGACUAUAUUCCCGCCCCAGUUCGUAUUAUCUCUUGUCUUCGUGCUAAGAGGUUGGUGAGUAAGGGUUGUUUAGCCUUCUUGGCACAUCUCGGGGAUGAUACUUCCAAAGUGCCUUCAAUCGAGUCUGUUUUGAUAGUCCGUGAGUUUACAUAUGUUUUUCCUUCCGACCUACCUGGUAUGCCACCAGAUAGAGAUAUUGAUUUUUGUAUUGACUUUGAGCCGGGGACACGCCCCAUUUCCAUUCCACCUUAUAGAAUGGCCCCAGUUGAGUUAAGGGAGUUAAAGGCCCAACUUCAGGAAUUGUUAGGUAAAGGUUUUAUUAGACCGAGUACAUCUCCUUGGGAUGCUCCAGUUUUAUUUGUCAAGAAGAAGGAUCGUAGUUUUCGGAUGUGCAUAGACUACAUGCAGCUAAAUAAGGUAACUAUUAAGAACAAGUACCCCAUUCCUCGCAUUGAUGACUUGUUCGAUCAGUUACAGGGUGCUUGCGUCUUCUCUAAAAUUGAUUUGAGGUCCGGUUGUCAUCAAUUGAAAAUGCAGGCAACGGACGUGCCAAAGACUGCUUUUGAACCAGACCUCUUUGUUAAUGUAUUCAUUGAUGAUAUCCCGAUAUACUCGAAGAGCAGUAGGGAACACGAGGAGCAUUUGAGAAUUGUAUUGGGGGUGUUGAGGGAGAAAAAACUUUAUGCCAAAUUCUCCAAGUGUGAGUUUUGGCUCGAUUCAGUGUCCUUCUUAGGGCACGUGGUUUCUAAGGAUGGAGUGAUGAGAUUCUCUUCCAUUGCUUUCCAGUUAACCCAUUUGACCAAGCAGAAUGUUCCAUCUGUAUGGUCGAAUGAGUGUGAAGAAAGCUUCCUGAAACUCAAGACCUUGUUGACUACUGCACCAAUUCUUGCCUUGCCCGUGGAAGUGCUAAUGCAGGAGAGGAAUGUAAAUGCCUAUGCUUCAAGGAAAUUGAAAGUGAAUGAACGUAACUAUCCAACCCAUGAUUUAGAGUUGGCUGCAGUUGUAUUUGCAUUGAAGCAGUGGAGGCAUUAUCUAUAUGGGGCUAAUGUUGUGACAGAUGCCUUAAGUAGAAAAGCAGGGAGCAUGGGUAGUUUAGCCCACUUACAGGUUUCUAGAUGCCCAUUGGCUAGAGAGGUGCAAACUUUGGCUAAUGACUUUAUGAGGCUGGAAAUACUUGAAAAAGGAGGAUUCUUGGCCUGUGUGGAGGCAAAAUCUUCUUUUGUUGACAAGAUUAAGGGAAAGCAGUUUGAGGAUGAGAAGCUGAGUCGAAUUCGAGAUAUGGUGUUGCGGGGAGAGGCUAAGAAGGUUGUGAUUAAUGGGGAAGGCGUCUUGAGAAUUAAGGGGCGGGUGUGUGUGCCCCGUGUUGAUGACUUGACUCAUACUAUUUUUGCAGAGGCUCAUAGUUCGAGGUUAACUAAGUCUGCUCACUUCGUUCCGGUCAAGAUGCCAUACAAUGCAGAGAAAUUAGACAAACUCUAUAUCCGUGAGAUUGUUCGAUUGCAUGGAGUUCCAAUUUCUAUCAUAUCAGAUAGAGGACCUUGCAUGCUGAAUUAG